Molecule: messenger RNA, 1709 nt
Organism: Chara braunii
Lineage: Eukaryota; Viridiplantae; Streptophyta; Charophyceae; Charales; Characeae
Source: the annotation of a GenBank genome assembly
GAUGAACGGAGGAUCAUUGGGUUUGUGGACGUAAUGGAAGAACACCACGAGUUUUUCCAAUUGUCCUGCGUUAAUCUGUGUUGAUCUCGUACAUUCGAGCUUGAUGUACCCUUGUCUUGUGCAACAAGUGUAAUGAUUUCUCUGAACCGAGAACUGCGCACGUUAACUUACCUGGAGAUAGCUUACUGGGGAGGAGUAAGCGUGUUUUCACUACACUGCGCUACUUGUUACUUUUUUACCCUCACUUGUAACUUGCUUUUGUUCGGUUCCGCCGCAUCGAUACGUGUCGUCGGGCAUCUGGGAGUCGGGUUACACGAGAUGUCGAGCACCGACCAUCGGGAAGGAUAUUUGGGACACGAUGGCGGAGGAGACCGUCGACCGCAACGAGGACCUACGUGCUUCAACUGUGGAGAGGUCGGACAUUACGCGAAUCAGUGUCCGAACCGGAGACGAUAUCUUGGUCCGGCUAGACCUUCUACGUCAACGGACUCAAGGCGAUCAAGAUCGCCCAGGCGUUACGAACCGAGACGGGAACAACAUGUUCCGCAACUGGAUCCGGGCAGUAAAGCUCAAAUUGCGAAACUAGCUUGGAGCCUUGCUACAAUGAAGGAGCAUUUUGAUGAGGAAAUUUCGAACAAGAAGGAGAAAGAGCGAAAGAAGCGGGAGCGUGAAGAGGCUAAGCAGCGCAAAGAGGAGGAGAAGCGAAGGGAAGAGGAAAAGAAGGCUAGACUGGAGCGCAAAGCCAACAAGAAGAAGGAGAAGCAGCGCCUGGAGGAAUCACGGCGUGCGGAGAUGAAGAAGGACUUGAACAUACACAUGGCGAUCAGGCUUAGUGAGAUGGAGGAUCGUUUUGUGGACCGGGUGAGACAAGCAGUUGAUGCGGUCAACAUGCUUCAGAAGGAGAAAGGCAAGCUACCUGUUACCCUUGAAUCUGGCGAGGAAUCGGCAUCUGACUACAAAAACCGCAAGGAAGACCGUCAAGUCGUCGGGAUCCUCCAAAAGGAAGACGUCGGUCAAGACUCCGCCAAGGGUACGACAACAGUGAGUCGUAAGACGCCACCAGAAGCUCUGACCCCAACUUCCGAGGGAUCGCUGGCCCGAUUAUGCUAUCGGAAUUUUGUCAUGAUGGAACUGAAGAGCCUGGAUGCUACGGAGCUACAGAAGAUUUGCAGGGAGGAAGGUAUCGCGUACGACAAGAAGAUCGACGCGAUCUUUGAUAUCGUCGACCACCGUGCUGCAAUUAAGUACGGACAUGGAGAUGUUGUUGCUACUGAGGUGAUUCGCAUCACCGAGUCUGGCGAUUCAGGAGAAACAGGUGAGACUGCGGAAGCUGCUAAGGACACGAAACCGUGAUGUGACCUAAGUGUGCCUCAACUUUGGUCACUAUGCAGAUAGUUUUUUGGUAGACUCGGACAGGGUAGACGCACUUGGGAUUUGGCCUAAUUUUAGGCUUGCUAUUUGGACCGGGUAGAACCCGGGACCCUUUCUGCGAUUGGGACGAGACCGACGGGUACUACCCACUCCGUAAACUACCUGAUGAUUUUGGCGCGAACUGUGUGCUGCAGUACUAUAAUAGGAUUGACGUACGAUUGAUUUUUCCUCUUGGUGGUGAUGUUCGGCGGCGUCCACGGAUGUGGUCGACGUUGCGGGAUGACGGGAUGAACGGAGGAUCAUUAGGUUUGUGGACGUAAUGAAAGAACACCACGAGU